Messenger RNA from Coccidioides immitis RS, 982 nucleotides. Its product is annotated as peptidyl-tRNA hydrolase. The transcript has a single exon. Gene Ontology annotation, molecular function: peptidyl-tRNA hydrolase activity. Bases 70 to 792 code for a protein of 240 amino acids. The record is from RefSeq and is a predicted model, not a curated record. NCBI's taxonomy places the organism in Eukaryota, Fungi, Ascomycota, Eurotiomycetes, Onygenales, Onygenaceae.
UUCACCCUCCUCGGGCUCCAGGGAAUGCGCCUAACCCUCUAACCCAUCGUCUCCCUUCCCUCCUUGACGAUGCCACCCCUCUUCAUCGCCUCCCUCGGCAAUCCUCCACCAAAGUACCACAAGACCCUUCAUUCCGCCGGGCACAUCAUCCUCCGCGCUGUUGCCGAGCACCUCUCCGCCAACUCCUUUGCUCCGUCCCCUCAUCUAAAAGGCGCCUUAGCAACCGAAGCCUACCUGCCGCGCUCGCAGACCCGGCUAACAUUAUGGCAAUCACCGACCCUCAUGAACAUCUCCGGCCCAACGAUGGUGCGGGCCUAUAAGUCGUGGUUGGCGAGAGAGGGAGCGGACCCCGUCUUACCACUCGCCGCGAACACACCCGGAAGGAAAAAGAAUGCAGAUCACCGACCGCCUUUGAGCCUGAUAUUGGUGCACGAUGAAUUAGAGCUGCACCCUGGGGAGCUGAGGAUUCGCCGUGGGGGGGCAGAGCUCUCGGCCAGAGGACAUAACGGAGUCAAGAGCGUGACUCAAAGUUUGGUAGAGGCGGGGCUUCUACCGGCAUCGUCUUCGUUGACAAAGGCAAGAGGGAAAGGUGCUGCUGGCGAAGAUGCUGCCUUGCCUCCGAUUGUGCUCCGGGUGGGCAUUGGAAUCGGCCGGCCAGCGUCUCGUGAUCCUGGUACAGUCGCGGAUUAUGUCCUGCGGGAGAUGCGCCCCACUCAGUAUCAGGAGACGUGUAAUCUGGCUGGUCGUGUUGUAGAAAUGCUGGAGGUAGAAAUGGCUCGGGUGCAGUCGUGAUGUUGCCUCUUUAUAAGCAUUAUAUGCAGCGACUUCGAAAGCGUGACCCCCUGGCGUUUGGGAUUUUGAUUACGCGAUACUGGCAUAGGCUGGAUACUCAGGAUAGAUCGAUCUCCAAAUACCCUUUGUUGAUUUACAGUGUCGCUUGCACUGACAUUUUUGAGGCAAUUGCAGAAGCAGUAUCAUCAGA